AGGAUUUAAAACGGGCCAGGGCGGACGGUGCCCCGGGGAACACGGAGCCACGCUAUGCGUUGGACCCCAGCGCGGCCAGACAGCCGGGGAGCCCAGGGCACGCUGGGAAACCGUGCGCAGCGCAGCCCCGCCCGCUGCACAACCCUCGACUGCCCCCUGGCGCCGCGCGUAGACCGUGCAGGCCUGGUCGUCCCCGCACCGCCCACCCCGGCUCGCGAUUGGUCGCUCCCCAAGGGUCAGGCCUUCUGCCUUCUGCGGCCGGAUUGGCUGCACGCGGGCCAGAUCUCCGCCCACCAACGGGGUCCUUUGAUCACGCGCCCGUGGGCUCUUCCGGGCCCGGGAGCCAACCCAGGGCGUUGCUGUCGCGGCUGCCGCGGCGGGAGGGAGCCUGGUGGAGGCCCCUCCCGAGGCCCCACUUCCAAUGCUGGCCACCCAGGCCUCCGGCUGCCGAUGUCAUGAGUAACACAACAGUGCCCAGUGCCCCUCAGGCAGACAGCGACUCCAUGGUGGGCUACGUGUUGGGGCCUUUCUUCCUGAUCACCCUGGUCGGGGUGGUAGUGGCUGUGGUAAGGAGCGCCCCGCCAUACACCCAGUUUGGCCUGUGUAGUCAGCGGCUGUGCUGGGAAGGGUGUGAAGGGGCAGCCUCUGCAGUGCUGUCUCUGUUCCAGAUUCUCAUUAUGCAGUCCAAGCUGACCUUGACCCCCGAGACCCUCCUGGCUCAGCUUCCCAAGUGCUGGGAAUCCAGGUGUGCACCGUGUUACCGGGCAGUGCGGGAAAAAGUUUCACAGCAAGGCCAAGAGCUCCCUGCAGUGAAUCUCAGGGCUAAAGGUACCAAGUAUAAAUCCACCUGUCUGCCUGUGGCUGGGGAGGUGCAGCCCAGGGCAGGGCACACACAGGCUGGGGCUCUACCCCUAGCACCACUGAAGAAACAUAAAUGUGCAUGGAACUGUUUUGCUUCUGAAAUGAGGGCCUUUUCAAUGAGCUACACACGCCACGGCCCCUGUAUUUGUUUUGAGACCAAGCCACCCACUUUGGGUUUUACCUUGUGAUCCUCCUGACUCAGCCUAUCAAGAGUGCUAGAAUUAAAGGUGCAUCAUCCUGCCCAGCUCUUUCAAUUUUUAACCCAUCUUCACGAUCAAAAAUAAAAUUAAGAUUGGCAUGGUGGCACAUGCCUAUAAUCCCAGCACUUGGGAAGCUGAGGCAGGAAGAUCUUUGUGAGUUCAAGGUCAGCCUGGCUACACAAGCAAGUUCAAGACCAGCCUACGCUACACAGUAAGACCCUGUCUUAAAAACCCAAAAAUAAAUCAUUUUACAGCCAGGCUUAAACUGAGGUGGUCAGGGCAAGUUAGUGAGUCCCUGUCACGGAAUUUACAGUAAACUUUGAUUAAAAGGGUUGGGCCCUAGUAUAGAGGCAAGAAGAUGCUAUGGAGAUCGAGGCCAGCCUGGGCCACACACAUAGCAAGACCGUGUCUCAAAAAACAGAAAACAACAAAAUGGCUGGAGAUGUAGCUCAGCGUCAAGGCCCUGAGUGCCAACCCUAAUACUGCAAAAAUUCAGGGGUCCUUGGCACCCGCCUAGGGAGGUGACCCCAAGUUGCUCCUGGCCUGGCCUCAAAGGCUAGCUGGGGUUCCUCGCCCCUACUCUCCUGGUCUGGAGGUCGGAGACCACCCACUGUUCCCUGCACAACUGCCCAUACCUCCCGAGCCCAAAA
Cavia porcellus (domestic guinea pig) is the source of this 1711-nucleotide messenger RNA. It is a transcript of the gene Smim29, whose product is annotated as small integral membrane protein 29. Bases 456 to 1049 code for a protein of 197 amino acids. NCBI's taxonomy places the organism in Eukaryota, Metazoa, Chordata, Mammalia, Rodentia, Caviidae. The transcript is spliced from 3 exons. The record is from RefSeq and is a predicted model, not a curated record.